AUGCUGCACCGAGCUGAUGCAACGAUUCUUAAUGGGGGCUCGACCAAUCUCGAGCAGAAUUCAAGGACAGGAAAGGGUUGCAUUUGCCAGGGGCAUCAACAACGACUCGUUUCUGAAGUAGCCAUGGCUUCCAGGGGUCCAACCAUAAUGGUUUUAAUGUCAGGUGGGCCUAUCGAUGUUCUUUUGCGAAGAAUGACCCUCGUAUCGCUGCCAUUUAUGGGCCGGAUACCCAGGACAAGCAGGAGGAGCCGCGAUAGCCGAUGUAUUGUAUGGGACAACCAACCCAGGGGGCAAGUUGCCUAUGACAUGGUACCCACAAGAUAUGUUUCGAAUUUGGCAAUGACAGACAUGGCAAUGCGUUCGAGCCCGAGGAGAAAUUAUCCAGGAAGAAGCUAUAGGUUUACAAAGGACCCGUUGUACCCUUUUGGCCACGGAUUAAGCUACACCAACUUCGUUCAUACCAUUGUUGGUGCACCCAACGUCGUCUCCGUCCCUCUAGACGGCCACCGUCGUAACGGAAACGCAACAGUUUUAGGCAAGGCAAUCAAAGUUAAUCAUGCAAGAUGCAACAAGCUGUCAGUAGGCCUUCAAGUAAACGUGAAGAAUACGGGAUCGAAGGACGGUACUCAUACGAUGCAGUGUUUCGGUUCCACCUGCUGGCCAUUGGGCUCCUCAUAA
Molecule: messenger RNA, 678 nt
Organism: Hibiscus syriacus
Lineage: Eukaryota; Viridiplantae; Streptophyta; Magnoliopsida; Malvales; Malvaceae
Product: putative beta-D-xylosidase
Exons: 1
Coding region: 1-678 (225 amino acids)
Biological process (GO): arabinan catabolic process; xylan catabolic process
Cellular component (GO): plant-type cell wall
Molecular function (GO): xylan 1,4-beta-xylosidase activity; alpha-L-arabinofuranosidase activity
Source: RefSeq, a predicted model, not a curated record